Akanthomyces muscarius is the source of this 465-nucleotide messenger RNA. RefSeq lists its product as uncharacterized. The record is from RefSeq and is a predicted model, not a curated record. Bases 1 to 465 code for a protein of 154 amino acids. NCBI's taxonomy places the organism in Eukaryota, Fungi, Ascomycota, Sordariomycetes, Hypocreales, Cordycipitaceae. The transcript has 2 exons.
AUGGGAUAUAUCGGAUUAGGACCAGAGGGUUGUGAGGUUGGCGACAUCAUCUGCGUCUUACUUGGCUAUGACGCUCCAGUGCUGCUACGGCUACAGUCGAGAAACCCUCGAACCUUUGUCCUCAUCGGAGACGCAUUCGUCUACGGGCUGCACGACGCCACGGCACUGCUGGGCCCGGUACCCAGUCCAUGGCGAGUGCAGGUUUUUGAAGAUGACGCUGGAUAUUUAACAACAUACAGAUUUUUCAACCCACAGUCCAAUGUACUCUCGGACGAGGACCCAAGGUUCGGGCUCGUCGAGCAGUGGACGAGGAUUCCUAACCCUCCCAGGGCGCCGGAUGAUCCGGUCAUAUUGCAAUGCUUCAAACACAAACAAACAGGGGAGGUGAUUAAGCAUGAUCCCCGAUUGAGCCCGGAAGCUUUGAUCGCGCGCGGCUUGAGUGUCGAUAACUUUUGCCUUAUUUAA